This is a messenger RNA of Pieris rapae (cabbage white), 2441 nucleotides long. RefSeq lists its product as uncharacterized. NCBI's taxonomy places the organism in Eukaryota, Metazoa, Arthropoda, Insecta, Lepidoptera, Pieridae. The coding region runs from base 580 to 1404 and encodes 274 amino acids. The record is from RefSeq and is a predicted model, not a curated record. The transcript has 3 exons.
UUGAGGCGUCACUAUCGCUCCUGGAAAAUUAACGAAUUUAGUGAUUUUUACUUACAGUUUAGUGUUUUAAUCAUGGGAAAACGUAAAAGAAAAGAUGAUUUGGAAAGACAGUUACGAAAGCUAAGAAGGAAAAUUGAUAAAUUAGAGGACAAAACUUCGAAAGGAUCCUCAAGAAAACAGUCACGGUCAAGAAGUCGGUCUACAAGUGUAGGCCCCCCAAGUACAUGUAUAUCUCCAACAAGUGUACGAAGCCGGUCUCAAAGUUUUGUUUGUCACUUCAAAUAAGAAGACAUUCACCAGAUUAUCGUACAGACAAUCCACCCACUACAUGGGAGCCUAACAUUGAUGGCAGGACUGCUCUCCGGUGCAGUUUUUUUUAAGCAUUAGGAUUAAGUAAGGAAUCAGUUAUUGUUAUGAUUUGCUCAAUAUCAGAAAACACACUCAAACAAUACUCGCCUUAUAUCAAAGAUUGGGUUACAUACUGUCAUACAAACCAGAUAAGUACAAUAAAGGCUAAUAUUCCUGAGAUUAUAACUUAUUUGACAAAAUGACCUGGUUCAAGAUGACCAUCCAACUGUCAUGGAUGCUGAAGAUGCACCAACAAUUUCUCCAGACAAAUCUAUGCCUGCAGAUGAAUGUGGUGAAUCGAAUGAGAUUGAUGUGGAGAUUUUGGGGGCUAUGGGGACCGUGGAAGAGGAAUUAGCUGUUGGGCCUACCAUCCAUACUGAGAUAGCUCAGAGGUGGACACCUGUCCUCACUAAAGGACUAAAGAAAGAAGACAAAGCAUCGCUUCUUAAGAAUUAUGUCGCUUUUAGCAAUGUGCCAGCUAUGGUACCACCAAAACUUAACCCAGAGUUGCUACAUGCCCUAACAGACCCAGUGAAGAAAAGGGAUGUUAUUAUUGAAUUGCGCCAAAAGAAUAUUUCUGCAGCAUUAGCAGCUAUUGGGUUAGGAUUACACUGUUUUUUAACAAAAGGAGACAAGGUGGAAGGUAUUAAGAAUAUAAAUGAUGCUGCAAGGAUAUUAUGUGAUGUCAUUUAUACUGAAACAAUAGGCAGAAGAGGGUUGAUCCAGGGUGUGGUGAACAAACAAAUGAAAGACUCACUACAGGCGAGCCCAGAUGAAUUGCUUUUUGGCAAUGGUCUGACAGAAAGAAUAAAGACUACAAAGGCUGUACAGAAAUCUGCUCAGGACUUGACAAGAACGAACCAAUCACCUCGACCAUGCAUGAAAAACCAGAAGGCUUUAAACUCGCGGGCCCCUCCUCAACACAAACCCAGAAACAAGGAGAACCAAUUUCAUGUAAGAGGGGGGAAGAAGAUGACCCAGACUCCACAAGUAAAGAAGCCAGGACCACUUCAGAGGCGCUACCCCACUUACAACAAUCACCCAGGACGCAAAUAAAUUACCAGGUGGGCUGAUUACCCUUUUUUCAAGAUAUAUGACAAUCUAUCACAGAUGAUCCAAUUAUCUUAACUUGGGUAUCGGGAUACUCACUUGAUUUUUUCAGAAAUCCAGUCCAAAAUAUAAUCCCUCUUAACAAUAGUUUUACUCAGGCUGAAAUGAUUCUAAUCAGAAAGGAAGUUAAGGACUUACUUAGCAUUCAGGCUAUUGAAGUCUGCAAUCAAACAGAAAUUCAAUUUUGUUCACCAAUUUUCUUAGUAAAGAAACCAAAUGGACAAUAUCGCUUCAUUCUUAACCUUAAAAGAUUAUUUAAAGGAUUCUUUAGAUUAAGACCAUGUGCUCCUAAAUAUGAUUAUACAUGGAAUGUAUCAGAAGUGUUAAAUUAGAUAGAAAAUGUAUAUGCAUCAUGUCAUAACUUAGAAAUGUGUUCAAAAAAGACUGUUACUCUUUUAGUUUUUAGCAACGGGUCAUAGGGCCCAGACCAUUUGUACCAUUGAUAGAGACUUAAUUAAGAUAGAGUCUAAUGCUGUUUAUAUUCAAGUAACCAAAUUAGUUAAGACCUCAGCACCAAAUAGGUUACAACCUUUCAUAAGAUUACCUUUCUUUUGUGACAGGCCAUUUGUUUGCCCUGCUUGUGCUGUAAUUGAUUAUUUGAAUAUGACUAAAAAUAUUAGAAAAGAUAGUAAGAAUCUUUUUGUGUCUUAUAGAAAACCUUAUAAUCCUGUGACUGUCAGUACAAUCAGCCGUUGGACUAAGACCGUGCUAAAAGAAAGUGGUAUAGAUAUGAAUACCUUCUCUGCUCACAGCACGCGACACGCGUCAACAUCGACAGCUCUAAAGAGAGGCGUUUCCAUUGACGAGAUCAGGAGAACGGCUGGUUGGACAGAUAGUUCUACUUGUUUUGCUAGGUUCUAUAACCGUCCUAUAAGGAAUGUAAGUUUUGCAGAAGCUGUAUUUUCUUAAUUUAUAAUUUUUACGUUUAAGUAAUUGUUAUUAGUUAGUAUUGAUUAACCUAACUAAUAAAUCAUCUGAUUUUA